Rhinocladiella mackenziei CBS 650.93 is the source of this 1446-nucleotide messenger RNA. RefSeq lists its product as uncharacterized. Gene Ontology annotation, biological process: proteasome assembly. Lineage: Eukaryota; Fungi; Ascomycota; Eurotiomycetes; Chaetothyriales; Herpotrichiellaceae. The transcript has a single exon. The record is from RefSeq and is a predicted model, not a curated record. Gene Ontology annotation, molecular function: proteasome binding. Bases 1 to 1446 code for a protein of 481 amino acids.
AUGGCGGCUCCGGGAGGUGACCUCCUGAUCCCCAAGGCCAUGAGGUUGAUCAGAUACGCCGUCGAGAAGACGGGUCGUAUCAUCCGUGACAAACUGCCGCAGGCAUCCAAACCCGUGGUCGAAACCGAAGUCCAACCUGCCUAUGCCCGUGUUUCUCAACAGCAACCCGUCAAUCGAAUUGCUGCAAUCCGUCAGACCCAGAGCCGUUGGUAUAGCACUUGGCGCUAUACCAAAAAUGCCCUCAACGAUUCCGUCAGGCACUACUCCUCCCAAUCUGGGACCAGACCUCGAGCAUCCUAUCCCACCUCACGAACCGCUGGAGCAGUCCAACAAUGGACUGGUCGUACACCAUUUGCAAGCACCCUUCGACCCAAUCUAACCGGAGGCACUCUGUGUCGUUCUGCGGGUGGUUAUGGAUUAGGUGGUGGUCGUGUUGGCGGAGCAAGAUACUUCUCACACUCACCUGCCGCGCCGGCACAAGUGGUUAACAAUGUUUCGCAGGCCGUUCGAGCCUUUUGGUUGUCGGGUCAGAAAGCUCGAUUUGACGGUACCAAUCCUCGAACAGGUGAGAAACGGUUCCGAGCCGUGUCCAGCCUCCAAGAUGAUGCCCGACAUAUUAUGGACGCGUCACCCGCCAACGCUCCAGGAUCAUUCGUGGACUUCAAGGUUUCCCCCACCAUCACCGCCGUGGGCCCAUUAAGCAGCGUUCCACGUUCUUCCACCACUUCCUGCAACUACGAAUUCCACCAAGACACGUUGAACAAUGUCCACUUGAUGUCCAACCUCUCCCUCGAUUUCACGCGUGCCCUGAAGGACCUCGCUGCCAUCAUGAACGACCUCAAGCAUCUCGCCACGCUAGGCGAUCUUCCGAUUUCGUUGCACAACAGCACGACUCUCCGCGUUCGGUUUCCAGGCUGUGACGCCGACACUGUGGAAAGUUUGUGUCGAGAACUCAACGUCAAACGUGGAAUCGUGGGUCAAGAUGAGAACUUUGACGCCCAAAAUGGUACUGAAAUGGCUCUGCUCUUCCCCUUUGCGCCAAGUAUGACUGCCAGCGAAGUUUGUCUCGAUUCCAACUACACCGAUAGACCGGUCAAACGGGCCAAACGAGACCGCGUCGAGUGGCACGAAAUGCUUUCUCCGCCCCCGCAGCCAUCCGCCGGCUUUUCACACAUCUCAGCUACAAGCCAGUCACCCGACGCCUUUGAGAUGAUCGACCAGGCAGUGGGGCAGAAUCCAUGGAUUUCUUCACCAUCCGGCUACUCAAGCUUUCAUGAGAGUGAUUUACACGACCAUGACGAUGAAGACAAUGUUGCCCUGUAUUUUUUCCAACCCCGCAAUACUCCAGUGCGGGAAAGACUUACCACUAUAGCGAGUGGAGGGGAUUAUGACGGAUUGGAAGGGAUAUACAGGUUUAUUGAGGAAUGUGACCGAGCACGAUCUUAA